This is a messenger RNA of Acytostelium subglobosum LB1, 1548 nucleotides long. RefSeq lists its product as hypothetical. Lineage: Eukaryota; Evosea; Eumycetozoa; Acytosteliales; Acytosteliaceae. Bases 1 to 1548 code for a protein of 515 amino acids. The transcript is spliced from 2 exons. The record is from RefSeq and is a predicted model, not a curated record.
AUGCCACCUUACUCCCGAUUCAAUCCGCUCAACAGUCGAUUGGGAUCAUACCGUGCCAUCAUGCAAGACACCAUGUCCAACAAGCGACUAAGUGUAUACGUAUGCUCAUCACGAUUCUUCAAUCCAUACUACUACGAUCGAUCAUUCCACUAUGACAAGACUAGGGAGACUUGGGAGAUACUGAUGGCGAAGCUAAAGAGCGUGCCAUUGAUUGGUACACUAAUGUUUGAUGACUCUGAUGAUGCAUCGUUCAAUGAGUCAUUCUGGAGCAGCGCAAAGGAUUACUUGAACGAGAUAAUAGAGCGUGAUGGGACUCGAGUAUACUAUGAACAAAAGCAAUCUGGAACAUUCAAGCAUAUCCCACUGCAACACAUUCCCCUGGUAUCACUUACUCUCAGACUUGACACUUGGCCUACAUUUAAUGAUCAAACACGAUUGUUCCCAGACACGCUCACCAGUCUGACCAUCAGUGGCGCAUUCAAUGACAGUGCAUUGAUUGGUUCAUUGCCCGCGGGACUGACAUCGCUCAUUUUAAGUGAUUGCUUCUACUGGAACCAUCCCAUUGAGCCUGGUACACUGCCAUCAAGCCUUCGCAAACUAGUUCUGAACAACAGCUUCAAUCAACCGAUCAGAGAACACACAUUCCCAUCGACACUGGAGGAGUUAACAUUCGGCAGGCAAUUCAAUCAGACAUUGGAGGGAAGGCUGCCACACUCACUGGCCUUUCUCUUUUUGGAGUCGUCAGCUUUUGAUCAACCCAAGUUGCCCGCAGCCUACAACCUCUCGAUCUCCCUGGGCGCCAGCUUCAAACAGGUGAUCGAGAGUCAACACCUUUCAUCAUUGUCACUCUCAGAUAUGACCGAACCUAAGUUCAACAACAACAUUCCAUUCGCCAAUCUCCAAAACUUGUCGUUGAAUGGCAUCAAUAUCGAGGUGAUGUCGAGCAUCACAUCAUCCAUGUUCCCAAUGUUAGAGUGUUUUACUGUUAAAAUACGUACAGCCAAUCAGACAGAGGUUGAUCUUGAGCUGGCGGCACUGCCAUCGACACUGAAGAGACUGUCGAUUGACUCGCCAAACCCGAUCGUGUCUUUCCCCACUGGACUCACACAUCUCUCGAUCUACAUCAGCAAGCAACCUGGCCUUACGAACUUCAAGUUAUUCAAAGGAUUACUUCCAACAUCAUUGUGCGAUCUUAAACUGAUCAACUACAACCAUGCACUCAAUGUUGGUGACCUACCACUGUCUAUCACAUCAUUGCUCAUCCGCGAUCAGCCAACACAGCCAGACUUUGACCAUACAGUGUUGCCACAAUCAGUUACCAGCCUCAGUUUCCAUGUAGACAAUUGGGAUGCCAAGGUUAAGGAGGCACUGCCAAUGAUCAUCCAGCGCCUGCCAGUCUCCAUUACCAAGUUGAUUGUAAUGUUUGGCACAACAUUCGCCAUUAGACGUAUCUCGGAAACUGUAUUCUUCUGUUCGGAAAAUAUGGAGGAGUGUUGCUUUGUCAACACUGGAUCAUUAGACAAGGUCAUUGGAUACUGUAUUCGUUAA